Molecule: messenger RNA, 2654 nt
Organism: Cannabis sativa
Lineage: Eukaryota; Viridiplantae; Streptophyta; Magnoliopsida; Rosales; Cannabaceae
Product: cold-responsive protein kinase 1
Exons: 8
Coding region: 125-2119 (664 amino acids)
Biological process (GO): protein phosphorylation
Molecular function (GO): protein kinase activity; ATP binding
Source: RefSeq, a predicted model, not a curated record
UAAGACCAGCACUAAUCACACCGACGCCCUUCUCUGAUCAUUGGUGGACAAGUUUUUAUUAAAAUAAUAUAUUUGUGUCUCUAUAUAUAUAAAAGAUCGACAACUAUUAUUCAACUCAUAAAAGAUGGCUUCAAAACUAGUAAUAAUAAUUAUUGGGUGGUGGCUAUGGCUGCAGGCACUAAGAGCAAGCCCACAAACCAAGCUGUUGAAAGAAGCAUGCAGCCCGUAUAAUGCCACAGACUUUGCUGAUUUCUUCUCCAAUCUGAACGCCACUCUCUCCGAUCUCGGGGCUCAGAUUCGAGAGGGAGAUAAGUGGUUUGCAACGGCGCAGCAGGCACGGGGAUCAGACCCUGUCUAUGCCAUGGCACAGUGCAGGAACUACCUCUCGAGUGCCGACUGCGCCGCUUGCUUUGCAGCUGCGGAGAAACAAAUCCACAAUUGCUCUGCUGCCAAUGGUGCUCGUAUCAUAUACGAUGGCUGCUUUCUCAGGUACGAGGCCAAUGAGUUCUUCGACCAAGCUACUGUCCAAGGCAACGUAGCAAUAUUCUGUGGUAAGCAAACCAUACCACCCAGUGCCGAGGCCGCGGCCGCAUUCACUUCCACUGUCGACGAUGUCUUAUUAGCUCUUCAAGCCGCGACGCCCAAGAUCAAUGGGUAUUUCGCGGCGGAAAAGAGGCAAGUGCCUGUGAGUGUAGCAGGGGACCGAAACUUGACAGUUUAUGGCGUGGCGCAAUGCGCGCACACAGUGAGUAGAAGUGGCUGCCUUGAUUGCCUGAAAGUGGCCUAUGCCAACCUCCAACAUUGCCUUCCUGACUUGGAUGGUAAGGCCAUCGAUGCAGGCUGUUUUCUAAGGUACUCAAAUGCUUCAUUCUUUGAUGAUAAUCAGACCACCAAUCUAGCUCCCUACUUGAAUGGAAAUAGUUCAAAAAAGAAGGUCAUAAUUGGAGUAGUAAGUGGUGUAGGUGCUCUAGUACUCUUCAUCAUACUUGGAAUUUUCAUUUGGUUUAAAAGAUAUUUCAAAAAGUCACAGCCACUUGCCAGAGGUAACAUUAUUGGAAGUACGGAAUUACAAGGUCCAGUAAAUUUUAAGUACAAUGAUUUGAAACAUGCAACCAAAAAUUUCAGUGAACAAACUAAACUUGGCGAAGGUGGUUUUGGCGAUGUUUACAAGGGGAGUUUGAAGAAUGGAAAAAUCGUAGCAGUGAAAAAACUAGCAAUAGGAAAAACAGAAAGAGGAAAAGCUGAUUUUGAGAGUGAAGUGAGGCUUAUAAGCAAUGUUCAUCACCGGAAUUUGGUGAGACUUCUUGGCUGUUGCAACAGUGGACCACAACUUCUUCUUGUCUACGAAUACAUGCCAAAUAGCAGCCUUGACAGAUUCUUGUUCGGAGAGCAACGAAGUAGAAAUUUAAGUUGGAGUGAAAGACAUAAUAUAAUAAUGGGGACAGCAAGAGGUCUAGCUUACCUACAUGAGGAAUUCCAUGUGUGUAUAAUACAUAGAGACAUUAAAACAAGUAACAUUCUUUUAGAUGAUGAUUUCAACCCUAGAAUUGCUGAUUUUGGUUUGGCAAAGCUUUUGCCUCAAGAUCGAUCUCAUCUCAGCACCAGAUUUGCAGGAACUUUGGGAUAUACAGCACCUGAAUAUGCAAUUCAUGGGCAAUUAUCAGAAAAGGCUGAUACUUAUAGUUAUGGUGUAGUUGUGCUUGAAAUCAUAAGUGGCCAAAAGAGCACUGAGAUUAGAGCAGAGAGUGAUUCAGAUAGCCAAUACCUCCUUCAACGGGCAUGGAAUCUUUAUGAGAAUAAGAAGCACAUAGAAUUGGUGGAUGAAAAAUUGGAGGUGGAUGAGUACGAAAAAGAAACAGUAAAGAAAAUCAUAGAGAUUGCUCUUAUGUGCGUCCAGUCAUCCCCAGCCUUGAGGCCUACAAUGUCUGAAGUUGUAGUUUUGCUAAAAACGAAGAACUACUACUCAUCAUCAUCAUCAUCGAUAAUGGAGGAGUCUCAGCCAUUGACUAGGCCUGUGUUCGUUGACGUUAGUCAAAAGUCACGAGACAAUUCCACCUCUACUGCUUCAUCUACUAUCUCUAAUGCUACUGUAUCCAUAUCUCGAAUUUCAGGUCGUUAAUUGAACAACUUAGUUUCAAUUAAAACUUCUUUUCUAUCAUCUUAAAGAGUAUAAAUAUUUGUGAAUUUGCGUAAUGUUAUGAUAAUAUUUGUGACAUACAAAAACAUUAUAAGUAAGUGUAUUCGUAAAUAUACUACAUAUCAUAAACUUGAAUAGUCUAUCUCCACUCUUUGUAUGAUAUUGUCCUCACAGUUUUGUUGUUCAUCCCUACAUAUCCAUGAUAUUUGGCUAUUUUUAGUCAAUGUGAGACUUUGAUUGCACGCCCAAUAAUUUUUCCCUCAAACAUGGGACUACAUUGCCUCCCCUGAGUUGGCUAGAAUCAGAGCACACUGCCUAAUUGAACACAUUCACGGACAUCCUAAGAGUACACCGAGGCUCAUCACUUUUGUUUGGAAUUUUGAGAAUUCAUUCACACGUGGCUAACUUUGGGACCCAGCUCUGAUGCCACUUUUUGUGUUGAGAUUUUAUGCUCUAAAUAAAAUUCAUUUCAAUAUAAUCAGUUUUACUAAUUAAUGAAAGAUCAGUAUUCAUUUUA